UCAGGACGCGCGCAUCAGCUGGCCAAACACGAGUCACUCCAUAAGCGCGCGGGCAGCGUGCAGGUGUAUCGCGUUGUGUCGGCGGUUUCAAACACUGACGUGAGAUAGGCAAGCGCAAGACUAAAGGAGAGGUUGGAUCAAGCAUGUAACCUGCACAACGAUUUACUGAGAGCGAAGCUGUCUUUGUCCAUCUAGUUUAGUAGGCACUUGGAGAAUGCGUUAAGAUCGCAACAACAUCACGGAUUUGUGAACCUGCAACAGAAUACAUUCUACAGUCAACUCAACAGGAUCGAUAGUUUUCCCGAAACAGAUAUGAACACCAACGAUGCAAAGGAAUAUCUCUCCAGAAGAGAGAUACCUCAGCUUUUUGAGAGUCUGCUGACUGGUCUGAUGUACUACCGUCCGGAUGACCCUUUAGACUAUCUAGAGACCUGCCUUAAGAAGGUGAAGGAGCUCGGUGGGACUGACAAAGUUCGGUGGGACACAUUCGUCGGACAGGAGAAGAAGUCAUUACCGCCUCUCAAUGGUGGGCAGUCACGCCGAUCUUUUUUCCGAAAUGUUCUCCCGGACAGCCCCAACUUCCCUUAUCGGAGGUACGAGCGACUCCCACCCAUCAAUCAGUUUUCCAUAGAGAGUGACUCAGACUUGUCUGAGACAGCGGAGCUCAUAGAGGAAUAUGAAGUCUUUGACCCAUCUAGACCCAGACCCAAAGUCAUCCUCAUUAUAGGUGGCCCGGGCAGCGGUAAAGGUACACAGUGUCUGAAGAUUGCAGAGCGCUAUGGCUUUGAAUAUGUCUCAGUGGGUGAGCUACUCAGGAAGAAGAUGAUCCAUAACGCCACCAGCAACAGGAAAUGGAGUCUGAUUGCCAGGAUCAUCACCAAUGGGGAACUAGCACCACAGGAAACUACCAUAACUGAGAUCAAGCAGAAGAUCAUGAAGAUUCCAGAGGCCAGCGGCAUAGUUAUAGAUGGCUUCCCUCGAGAUGUGGGACAAGCGCUUUCUUUUGAGGACCAGAUCUGUACUCCAGACCUGGUGGUGUUUCUGGCCUGCUCCAACCAGCGUCUGAAGGAGCGUCUGGAGAAGCGUGCGGAGCAGCAGGGUCGCCCAGAUGACAACCCUAAAGCUAUCGAUCGACGCUUGACUAAUUUCAAACAGAAUGCCAUCCCCCUGGUCAAAUACUUCCAAGAAAAAGGCCUCAUCGUCACACUUGAUGCAGAUCGAGAUGAAGAGGAAGUCUUCUGUGACAUCAGCAUGACAGUCGACAACAAACUGUACCCCACCAAAGAACCUGUGGCAGGACCCAGUGAGCUCGACCUUAGUCUGUUAGCAGACAGCAGCAGUCUGGCAGAUGUGCCCACCAAAUUUGACGAACAGACCGAUGAAGAGGUGGCUGGAUAUGCAGAGGCGAUUGGAGAAAGUUUUCCCGUGGAGACCAAGAAACAAAAGGUCAUCUUUGUGAUUGGUGGGCCGGGAUCGGGGAAAGCUCUUCAGUCAGAGAAAAUAGAGGAGCGGUACAGUUUGAAGCGCCUGUGUCCCGGGGACAUCCUGUGCAGUGAGCUGCAGUCUCAUAGCGAGAGAGGACGGUUUCUCCGAGACCUUCUGGAAAGAGGAGAGCAGCUUCCCGAGGACACACUGCUGGAUCUGUUGUGCGAGGCCAUGGCUUCUACUGUGCGUCAGGGGAAGGGCUUCCUGGUCACUGGCUUCCCAAAGAAUGUGAAGCAGGCGCAAGAGUAUGAAACCAAGAUGGGGCAGCCCGACAUUGUUCUGUUUCUGGAAUGUUCUGCAGACAUCAUGAGCCAACGGCUGCAGCAGAGGGCCAUCUGCAGCCUGCACACUAAAGAAGCCCGAGAUAGAGACACUCGUCGUAGAGUGGACGGAUUCUGCAGCCUAGUCAGUUCCGUGGUCGGCCACUACGAACACAGAGAAGUUCUGCAUAAGAUUGAUGCCGAGCAGCCCCCGGAAGACGUCUUUGAGCAGAUCUGCCUCGUCUUGGACUCCUGCUAGAGAGCUUGGACUCACACUGCCCCCUGGAGGAAAAAAACAUCACCUACAGCUUCACUGCUGACUAACUCACAUUUACGCACUACAGUUCGUCGCACACACGCACGUCUGUGAUUACAGCUUCUGUAUGGCACGUCUACUUGGAAAACUACCAGCCAGCAACUGGCGCCUGUUCAUUUUCACACAAUCGUUGUUCACUGUAAAUACCAGACCAAUAAAUCAACAGUGUUUAUCUCUUGGUAUCUAACCUGUAUGCUUAUGCUUAAGCUAGCUUUCAGCUCCAUAAAACAUGGAAAGAUGGUUAUUUACUACUGUCUGUUGCCGUUUUGGUGUUUUUGGACUCGAUCAGUAUCCUUGAGCACUUAAAUCAGCAAAACUGAGAAGCAUGAAGAAUUGGCCGCUGGAGAGCAUUUUUAUAUUUUAAAUUAAUGCAUUAUAUCGUGCUAAGCGUGCCAGAAUAGUGAUUUACUGUAGUUGAAGCAGAAAUGAAUGAGCUGGAAAGGAAGAUGAUUUGAAUUUCAGUCUGGCUUUUACAAGUGCAAUGAAUCAAUGAAUUUCACAUUGAGGUCUGAUAACUGUAUUCCUAUUUAUCAACCAGAGUGAAAUAAAGACAUUUCAUAUGUUUAA
Ctenopharyngodon idella (grass carp) is the source of this 2628-nucleotide messenger RNA. It is a transcript of the gene ak5, whose product is annotated as adenylate kinase 5. Gene Ontology annotation, cellular component: cytosol; cytoplasm. NCBI's taxonomy places the organism in Eukaryota, Metazoa, Chordata, Actinopteri, Cypriniformes, Xenocyprididae. Bases 313 to 2004 code for a protein of 563 amino acids. Gene Ontology annotation, biological process: nucleoside triphosphate biosynthetic process. The record is from RefSeq and is a predicted model, not a curated record. The transcript has 14 exons. Gene Ontology annotation, molecular function: nucleoside diphosphate kinase activity; ATP binding.